Pristis pectinata (smalltooth sawfish) is the source of this 1243-nucleotide messenger RNA. RefSeq names its product origin recognition complex, subunit 6 (gene orc6). Bases 41 to 802 code for a protein of 253 amino acids. Gene Ontology annotation, molecular function: DNA binding. Gene Ontology annotation, biological process: DNA replication initiation; DNA replication. Lineage: Eukaryota; Metazoa; Chordata; Chondrichthyes; Rhinopristiformes; Pristidae. The transcript has 7 exons. Gene Ontology annotation, cellular component: nuclear origin of replication recognition complex. The record is from RefSeq and is a predicted model, not a curated record.
UUUGGGUCUGGAGCUGGGUGAGUGGGAGACGUGCUGGGAGAUGGAGCGAACCGUAAUCGCCAGGUUGGCCCUUAAACUCGGCAUCGAAUCCAGGAGGGUCAUCUGGAAAGCAGAGGAAUAUUUGCGCUUGUCUGAGGUGAAGUGCACAGGGUUUUCUGCACACGUGACAGCAACGAGCAGCGCCGUGAUGUGUCUUGACCUUGCAGCAACUUCACUUAAACAUCCACUUGACAAAGAUUUUAUCCUAAGACUAUCUGGGUUGAACAAGAAAGUUUACCAGACCCAUCUGAAAGCCUUGGAAAGUAUCCUUGGUCUACAUACUCAGCUAGGAAUCCGAGAUCUGGCAGUUCAGUUUGGCUGCAUCGAGGCAGUCAAUGCAUCAAACAAGAUACUGCAGAGAUAUGAAACCAGUCUUUCGGAAGCACAGCAAGGUGAUCUUGAUUUCACAAAGCCCCUCUUCACCACUGCGGCUCUAUGUACUGCAUGCAAAUGUUUGAAAAUAAAGGUUGACAAGGCCAAGCUCGUUGCUUCAUCUGGUGUGAAGAAGACUGUCUUUGAUCGACUCUGCUCUCAGAUGGAAACGUUUGGGAAAGUUGUUUGCAAUGAAUCUGAUGAAAAAUCUAAAGGAAAUAAAAGGCAAAGGAUGUUCCUGGAAUUAUUAGAAAAGGAGGAAGAUGAAGAGAUUCCAACAGAACCCAAACGAGAAAAGGCUGAACACAACAUAACAAAACAGCAGGAUUAUGAAGACUGGAAAAGGCGAAUUCUAGAAAAUGCAGCCAAGGCCAAGAUGAUAAAUUCUUAGUUUCUCACUUUGUGUUGAGCUCCAGUGAAUGCAGCAGUCCAAUAUGGUAUAACGUAUAGGGGGACGGGGGACAGGACCAUUGUUCUAUUACUGUUGUCUUCAUUUUAGAAACCAUGUCUACAAAUUUAUGACUUCCCUUAAUUUGUGCAAUCCAGUCUGUGGAUAUGACUGCUCACUUUAAUUACAGUGAUCAUUGGGACACAUAGAUUAAAUGAACUUGGUAGACAUUGUGAUGAAUUGUGGUUUUACCACUAAAGGAACUAGUAUAUGGAAGUCUUAAGAUCCCCUUUUUGUAAAAUAUAUUACAAUUUAAAUGCAUUUUGUGUACAUGAAGAGCUUGUCUGUUUUAGAAUUAUUAUUUGUGCUUUAUUGAUAUUUGAAGUAAGAGUUUAUGUUUUAACUUUAAUGACAUUUUCAGAGAAAUAAAAUGGUUUACCUUUA